AUGGUGCACAUUACUCUGGGUCAAGCGAUAUGGGUGUCAGUUAAGCCGAUAAUCAAGAUUUAUUUGAUUAUAGGAGUCGGCUUUCUGAUGGCUAAAAUGGGAAUUCUUACGGUUGAAGCAACAAGAAUUAUUUCUGAUAUCGUGCUAACAGUUUUACUACCCUCUCUGUCAUUCAACAAGAUUGUCGCUAAUAUUGAAGAUAAAGACAUCAAAUCUGUGGGAAUUAUCUGUCUGUCUGCCCUCCUAAUAUUUGGUUCUGGGUUCUUUUUUGCAUACGUUGUUAGGCUAUUCCUGCCUGUUCCUAAACAAUGGUACGGUGGUAUUCUUGCCGGUGGUAUGUUUCCAAAUAUAAGUGAUUUACCAAUUGCAUAUUUACAAUCUAUGGACCAAGGGCUUGUAUUUUCGGAAGAAGAAGGUAACAAAGGUGUGGCUAACGUCAUUAUAUUUCUGACAAUGUUUCUAAUUUGCAUUUUCAAUUUGGGGGGGUUUCGACUGAUUGAAAGCGAUUUCGAGUACAACGACGAUGAAAGCGCCGUUAGGGUUUCAGAAACGACAAAGACACAGCCCGCAGUAAGUGCAAACACAACUAAUACAGAUACUAGCGAGCGUUUCUUCUCAAACGAACAACAGCUUUUCAACAAUAAGUACACCGCUCGCGAUAGUCUCACUGAAGCUAUAGGUACAAAGGGUGAAAACGCAGACGUACCACCAAUUUCAAGGAGAUCAACAAAUAGUAUAGCUCCCCUGUCACUACCAGACACUUCUUCGAAUUCAAAGAUUACAAAACCAGUUCAGGUGAAGGCAAGAAAUACUAUUGCGUGCACUCAAAGCGAAGAGUCACAGGCAACUCGUGGUUCAAAUCCAUUAGAUAGCCAAUCAUCUGCUUCAACAAUACAUUCUUAUAAUACGUCAGAGAGUUAUGAGAGUAGCAUAGAUACUAUGAGAGCACGUAGAACCGCGAGCCAGCCGAGAGCUUACAAUACUACCACACUCCUAGAAGAGAACUGUUUAGAUGAAAAAUGCCCAAAAAAUAUGUCUAUGGCGGCAUUGGAACCUAUCCGCUCCAUUGAUAUGCGUGCAUUACCUUCUCAAAAUAUACACCAUCUUAUCAGAGAGUACUCCAACGUUGACCAGUAUGGUCAUCAAAGGAGGAAUUCCAGUUUACGCGGCGCUGAUAUGAAUGAUGUGCAUUCAAUUAGCUCAAAUUCCACUUUACAGACUAUAAAAACUGCUAACCUAACCAGGAUCUUAACAUCAGAUGCCACUGUAAGUAAAAAGGAUAUUGAAACAUCCGGCGAAUCAUUACCACAGUGGAUGAGAAAAUUUUCAUUAACUCCAUUACUUGUGUUUUUCCUAAAGAAUUGUUUGAGACCGUGCUCUAUGGCCGUGAUCAUCGCCCUAACUGUUGCAUUUAUCCCAUGGGUCAAGGCUUUGUUCGUGACUACCGCUAAUACUCCUCACAUAAGCCAAGCUCCUGACAAUGCACCACCAUUAAGCUUUUUCAUGGAUUUUACAGGUUAUGUCGGUGCCGCAUGUGUUCCAUUUGGGUUGAUAUUAUUAGGAGCAACUUUAGGAAGAUUAAAGAUUGGCAACCUUUAUCCUGGAUUUUGGAAAGCCGCUGUGACACUCGUCAUUUUGAGACAAUGUGUCAUGCCAAUUUUUGGUGUCCUAUGGUGUGAUCGGUUAGUGAAAGCUGGAUGGGUUAAUUGGCAAGAUGAUAGAAUGCUACUAUUUGUUAUAGCAAUCAGCUGGAACUUGCCAACGAUGACUACCCUUAUAUAUUUCACCGCCAGUUUUACGCCGCCAGAAACAACUGCGCCAAUCCAAAUGGAGUGUGUUUCAUUUUUCUUAAUGCUGCAAUACCCGCUAAUGGUUGUUAGCUUGCCAUUUUUAGUGUCUUACUUUCUGAAAGUACAGAUGAACCUUUAG
Messenger RNA from Saccharomyces cerevisiae S288C, 1929 nucleotides. RefSeq lists its product as uncharacterized. The transcript has a single exon. Gene Ontology annotation, biological process: transmembrane transport. Gene Ontology annotation, cellular component: membrane. The record is from RefSeq and is marked reviewed. Bases 1 to 1929 code for a protein of 642 amino acids. Lineage: Eukaryota; Fungi; Ascomycota; Saccharomycetes; Saccharomycetales; Saccharomycetaceae.